GGCGGGGCGGGGCUGCGGCGAUUGUCUGGCGGCCUGGGCCGGCCCGUGGCGCUGACCGUCUGCCCGCGGGGACGGAGGCGCGCGCCAUGGCGGUGUCCGAGAGUCAGCUGAAGAAGAUGAUGUCCAAGGUAAUGCUGAGGAGGAUUUGCUGUGGAUUGAGAGAGAUGCUCAAGGAUAAUUUCCAAGGUUUGGUACAGCUGCAAGAGUUAGGAUGAGUACAAAUACAGAGAUCUGACUGUCCGUCAGACUGUCAGUGUCAUCGCUAUGUACAAAGACCUCAAACCUGUAUUGGAUUCGUAUGUUUUUAAUGAUGGCAGUUCCAGGGAGCUGGUGAACCUCACUGGAACAAUCCCUGUGCGUUACAGAGGUAAUACAUAUAAUAUUCCAAUAUGCCUGUGGCUGCUGGACACAUACCCAUAUAACCCCCCUAUCUGUUUUGUGAAACCUACUAGUUCAAUGACUAUUAAAACAGGAAAGCAUGUGGAUGCAAAUGGGAAAAUCUACCUACCUUAUCUACAUGACUGGAAACAUCCACGGUCAGAGUUGCUGGAGCUUAUUCAGAUCAUGAUUGUGAUAUUUGGAGAGGAGCCUCCCGUGUUCUCCCGGCCCACCGUUUCUGCUUCCUACCCACCAUACACAGCCACGGGGCCACCAAACACCUCCUACAUGCCAGGCAUGCCGAGUGGAAUCUCCGCAUACCCAUCUGGAUACCCUCCCAAUCCCAGUGCUUAUCCUGGCUGUCCUUAUCCAUCUGCUGGCCCAUACCCUGCCACAACAAGCUCCCAGUACCCUUCCCAGCCUCCUGUGACCACUGUUGGUCCCAGCAGGGACGGCACCAUCAGUGAGGACACCAUUCGAGCAUCUCUCAUCUCAGCAGUCAGUGACAAACUGAGGUGGCGGAUGAAGGAAGAAAUGGAUGGUGCCCAGGCUGAGCUCAAUGCCCUGAAACGGACAGAGGAAGAUCUGAAAAAGGGCCACCAGAAACUGGAAGAGAUGGUCACCCGCUUAGAUCAAGAAGUAGCUGAAGUUGAUAAAAACAUAGAACUUUUGAAAAAGAAGGAUGAAGAACUAAGUUCUGCUCUGGAGAAAAUGGAAAACCAAUCUGAAAAUAAUGACAUUGAUGAAGUUAUCAUUCCCACAGCCCCACUGUAUAAACAGAUUCUAAAUCUGUAUGCAGAGGAAAAUGCUAUUGAAGACACUAUCUUUUACCUGGGAGAAGCCUUGAGGCGGGGAGUGAUAGACCUGGAUGUGUUCCUGAAGCAUGUCCGCCUCCUGUCCCGGAAACAGUUCCAGCUGAGAGCACUUAUGCAGAAAGCAAGGAAGACCGCGGGUCUCAGUGACCUCUACUGACACCUCAGCUGGAGACGGGCCUCCUCGUAAAACGCUCUGUUCUUCUCCUUUCUCAUCAGUAGAACCCAGAAUAAGUUAUUGCAGUUUAUCAUUCAAGUGUUAAAUAUUUUGAACCAAUAAUAUAUUUUCUGUUUCCUUUGGGUAAAGACUGGCUUUUAUUAAUGCACUUUCUACCCUCUGUAAGCUUUCUGUGCUGUGUUGGGACUGACUGGGCUAAAUAAAAUUUGUUGCAUAA
Phodopus roborovskii (desert hamster) is the source of this 1585-nucleotide messenger RNA. It is a transcript of the gene Tsg101, whose product is annotated as tumor susceptibility 101. The coding region runs from base 265 to 1350 and encodes 361 amino acids. Lineage: Eukaryota; Metazoa; Chordata; Mammalia; Rodentia; Cricetidae. Gene Ontology annotation, biological process: protein transport; endosome to lysosome transport; protein modification process. The transcript is spliced from 11 exons. The record is from RefSeq and is a predicted model, not a curated record. Gene Ontology annotation, cellular component: ESCRT I complex. Gene Ontology annotation, molecular function: ubiquitin binding.